Molecule: messenger RNA, 1011 nt
Organism: Fulvia fulva
Lineage: Eukaryota; Fungi; Ascomycota; Dothideomycetes; Mycosphaerellales; Mycosphaerellaceae
Product: Inositol 2-dehydrogenase 3
Exons: 2
Coding region: 1-1011 (336 amino acids)
Biological process (GO): inositol catabolic process
Molecular function (GO): nucleotide binding; inositol 2-dehydrogenase (NAD+) activity
Source: RefSeq, a predicted model, not a curated record
AUGGCGGUACGCAUAGGCCUCAUAGGCCUUGGGAUGAUUGGGCGGGACCAUCUACAACGCUUCCAGAAAGUCAUCGUCAAUGCCAAAGUGACUGCGGUCUGCGACAUCAACUCCACAGUUGCCAACUCCAUCGCCCAAGACACCAACGCCAAACCCUACACCAACGCCACCGAUCUCGUCAACUCCCCCGACGUCGACGCAAUCUUCAUCUGCUCCAUCGGCGAAGUCCACAAAGACCAGAUCCUCGCUUCCAUAGCCGUAGGCAAACCCGUCUUCUGCGAGAAACCCCUCACCCCGACCGCCUCGGAAGCACAAGAAAUCAUCAACGCUGAGACCCAACACGGCUCCCGCCUGCUCCAGCUCGGCUUCAUGCGUCGCUUCGAUCCAGGCUACUUGGCGCUGAAAGAACAAAUCGACUCCCGAGCUCUUGGAGAGACGCUCUUGAUGCACAUGGCCCACCGCAAUCCUUCGAUGCCGGGCCACUUCACGCAGGAGAAACUCAUCAACGAUUCCGCCACGCACGAGAUAGACAUUAUCCGCUUCCUGCUAGACGAAGACAUCGUGUCUGUUCGCAUCGACAAACCUAGGAAGCAGACUCCCCGUGUACCGGGAGGAUUCCACGACCCGUUGAUUGUCAUCUUCGAAACGUCCUCGGGCGUGAGAGUUGACGACGAAUUAUUCGUAAAUUGCAAUUACGGCUACGACAUUCGGUGUGAAGUCAUUGGCGAGAACAACACCGCGGAGCUGAACGAGCAAGCCCUUAUAUCAACGAGGACAGCCAAUGGUGCAGGCGCGAGGAUUGCGCAAAGUUGCAUGGAAAGGUUCGCAGUGGCUUAUGGUCGGGAGGUGCAGAAUUUCGUUGAUAAUGUGUUCAAUCGGCGGCCGAUGAGUGGACCGAGUUCGUGGGACGGAUAUGUGGUUGCGGUCGUUUGUGAUGCGGGUUUGAGGAGUCUGGAGGAUGGGCAGAAGCAUGAUGUGGUGUUGCCGGAGAGGCCGGGGUUGUAUAGAUGA